CAUUUUUAUGUAUUUGCAGCUCAAAACCUCUCACAAAUAUAAUAACCAAUACUCUGCAUCAAGGAAAAAAACCAUUUCUUGCAGACCAACAUGAGGACUAAAGGCAGUCAAGCCCUCAAUUUUAAGGUCCUCCUUUUAGGAGUUUUCUUUGCUUUUCUCCUCCUUUUUGUGUUAAGAUCAAGUAUAUCAUCUUCCCAAUAUGAUACAUCGGAUUUACAAACAUUUGCCGCAGCUAAAACUUCUAAUGGUGUUAAAGAAAGCAAAAGUGGAGCAAAUUGCUCGCCAUCUUGUGAUAAGAUUCCACGCUCUCUAGCCCAAGCUCUCAUUCACUACGCAACUUCGAGUAUCACUCCGCAGCAAACACUGAAAGAAAUCUCUGUCACUGCCAAAAUUCUAGAGAAGAAGUCACCAUGCAAUUUCCUAGUAUUUGGCCUAGGCCAUGACAGCCUUAUGUGGAGUUCCCUCAACUACGGUGGGAGAACAGUUUUCCUUGAAGAAGAUGAGGCUUGGAUUGAGCAAAUCCGACGUCGGUUUCCCAUGUUGGAGUCCUACCAUGUGACGUAUGAUAGCAAGGUAAACCAAGCUGAGAAUCUCAUGGACGUAAGCAGAGGACCUGAAUGCACAGCAAUUGCUGACCCUAAAUACUCAAUGUGCCAACUUGCAUUGAAAGGUUUGCCAAGUGAAGUUUAUGAGAUGAAAUGGGACUUGAUAAUGGUAGAUGCACCGACUGGAUACUAUGAGGACGCUCCGGGGAGGAUGACCGCCAUAUACACCGCGGGUAUGAUGGCAAGGAAUAAAGAGAAAGGAGAGACUGAUGUGUUUGUGCAUGAUGUGAAUAGGGUGGUCGAAGAUAAGUUCUCCAUGGCAUUUUUAUGCCAAGGGUACAUGAAAAAGCAAGAAGGAAGGCUUAGACACUUCAGAAUCCCUAGCCAUAAGGAUAGCUUGGAAAGACCCUUAUGCCCUGAGUGAUCUUACAAAUUUCUUGCCUGCCUUUUUCCCUUCAUCAAUUCUUUGUUAUAUUGUUGAUUGAUGCUGUUUCAGGGGGGAAUUAUCCUUUUUUUUUUGUUCUUUUGUUUUGUUUGAUCAAAGCAAAAUAGGAAAGCGUAGCACUAUUGCAUUGCAAGUUGCUAUGCAUGCAUUUCUUUGAACUCAAAUAUAGAACUGCAGAAUUUAUAAUAAAGGAUCAGUUCCGUAUUCCGUA
Gossypium raimondii (Peruvian cotton) is the source of this 1201-nucleotide messenger RNA. RefSeq names its product glucuronoxylan 4-O-methyltransferase 1. Gene Ontology annotation, biological process: xylan biosynthetic process. The record is from RefSeq and is a predicted model, not a curated record. NCBI's taxonomy places the organism in Eukaryota, Viridiplantae, Streptophyta, Magnoliopsida, Malvales, Malvaceae. The transcript has a single exon. Bases 91 to 969 code for a protein of 292 amino acids.